UAUAAAUACAUAUAAUAUUAAAUAACACGAUGAAUUUAACAUAUCAGCUUUAAAAUAUUUUCUGUUCAAAAUAAGCAUAAUUCAUCUACUAAUGGUAAUUAUUUUUAUUAAGUGCUUAUCUAUUUACUACAGAUAAACCUAAAAUUGACCCGGAUUUCUAUUCGAAAAGUUGAUUAUUUUUACUCCAAUAAGAAUAAAAACUUUGAGAAUUAACUAUACAAUUCAUCAUUAUCAGUAAGUAUUUCUGUUUAUGAUCAUUACUUUCUUAGUUCAUUAUUUGUGUAAGUUAAUAACUAAAGUAUUCGUUAAUAUUAGUGUUAUGCUAUUAAUAGUAGACAAUUUGAAAUAAGGAAUAUAUUGUACUGUAUAUAAUCUUCAUUCGAAGACUAAAAUAGUUAAUAAAAAUCGUAUAAUUCAUGCAAUUUGUUAAAAUAAGUAUUUCAAUACUGGAAUAAGAAAAUUCCGGAAGCUUGAAACAUUCAUAAUAUAUUCAAAACAGAUUUUGUAGUUGAAAGUAAUAAUACCUAGUUAUUACUAUACAUUCCUAUAAGCAAAUAAAUAAAUUGAUUUAUCAGUCAACUUAAUGUUUAUAUCUAGUGCUGCUAAGAAUCUUUUGGUGUCAAAGUUUGGCCCAGAGCUCCUACCUCCCGUUACAAAAUGAUCAAAAUCGGAAAUUGAAAGUAACCUUAGUUACAUAUGAAGUAACAGCUGAUAACAUAUAAUAAAUGUGAUGACUUCGCGGAAACGUGGAAGAUGCUGUUGAGAACAAAAUUUCUCAUCAAAAUUACACGUACGAAACUUGAUAAUUUACAACCUCAUAUACGUAAUAAAAGAAGUUUCUUUGAUGGGGUCGGUCAACUACAAAAAUGGUUGUUUGGUACACUUGAUACCGAUGACGGUAAUAAAUAUGAUAAGGCAAUAAAAAUUCUAGAAACAAACCAACAAAACAUGAUUACGGAAAUAAACUUACAAAGUUCACUUUCCAAGAAUCUUAUAAGAAAUUACAAUGUAACAAUUCACACCUUAUCAAAAAAUCAAGAAAAAUUUGCAAAUUCUCUCGAAAAAUUUCAAAUCAGCGUGCAAAAAUCAAUCACUGAAUCACACGAGUAUUUAACCUUUCAAACAAUCAUUUCACAAAUAAAUCUAGACUGUCAAAAUAUUAUCACAUUCUUAGAUAAUUUGGAAGACUCCAUAGCUUUCGCGAAAGAAGAGUCCAAAAUCGAACACCACUCCGUAUUGUUCUCAUCUUAGAGGGGAGGAGUUACAUAUGAAGUAACAGCUGAUAACAUAUAAUAAAUGUGAUGACUUCGCGGAAACGUGGAAGAUAAUAAAAACUGCAUUUCUUUUAAUAAUUCAUUCUCUGUUCUAACUUUACUUAAUAAACAUAUAUUGUAAUAGUAAUUUUUGUUUUUAAAAAUCCAAAUUCGAAGUUUUAACAUAUAAUUCCUUGUUAUUGCACUGGCCCAAUGUCUCAUUUUUUAAAGUUCGUUAAAACUGAAAAUUCGUAGCAUGAGUUGAGCUUUUCUGAAACAUCUCUAAACCGAUAGUUUUAUAGGACGAAAAUAAGCAAUAUGGGAUAAAUAAAUUGGAGGCAAGAAUGGGCAAAUAAUUUUUUUAAUUUUAUCAAAUAUUGUGGAGAGAUCCGUGACUGCGUUAUUCUUUUCUGUUGAUCUCUUUCAGCUUAACAUGACUAGAUACAGUAUCCAGUGUUAUGGAAUUGAUGUUAAUAAGGAAAAAGUAUGUACACAAUCAGAUUCUCCAGUUUUUCCUAAUUAUAAACCAAAUUAUGUUUUCUACAAUUUGGGAAAAUCAGAAGUUAGUGUAGAAGCCAUAUAUGGGACAGCUAUUUCUUGGAUUGGGAUAAUAACAGGGCCGGUAGUUGUGAAACCAGGCGAAAGAAAAAUUUUAGAAAUUGAUGAUAGAGUUUAUUAUGUUACAGGACAAAAAGUUCACAAUCUUGGAGUGCAUAGAGCUCUAGUACACUGUUCUACCGUUGAUGGAUAUUCUUCAUUCGAUGAUGGUCCUGAAAUCCCUUUAAAAAUUGACAUAAACAAAAUUGUGAAAAUACUUGUUAAAUUUGGAGUUGGGAAAAUACCAAUUGUUGGUAAGGUAUUUGCAUCCAUUUUGGAUUAUUUCUGGCCUUCAAAUAAAGCCAAUGUGUGGGAUCAAAUCAAAGAUCAAGUUAGCAAUUUAAUUGAUCAAAAAGUAAGAGAAGCGAUUGAAGGAAUACUUGGCGCAGAACUCAGGUCGCUGAAAACUCAGAUUCAGACGUUGCAUCAAGAGCUGGAGCUUAAUUUACCCAACACGGGAGAACACUAUUUUACAAUCGCACAAACUUUAAUUGGAUUUGAGAAGAAAUUCACGUUUACUAAAGAAGAAGAUUCUGAUUAUGCAAAUAUCAAUUACUUUCUCUUACCUAUGUAUUCGGCCGUAGUUAACAUGAAGAUACUAUUUUAUCAAUUUGGAAUAGUUAAUCAAGAGAAAUUGGAAUUAACUAAUGACAAUAUUAACUUGUUAAAGAUGUGGAUGAACACUCUUAUAGAAGAUGAAGAUGGGGCAGUUCAAUACAUUCAUAAAGUUUUUGUUGACCAAUACUAUUUAGAAUAUGAGACGUGUUUUCCUGAUAUAGUGUUCAAUUCUAUAGCAGCAGUGCGUCAGUAUUGCGCGCUUAACGGUUUUGAAUAUAUUGAUUAUUGGCGAUCAAUUUUAAAAGAUCCAUUUACUACUAAGAAACCCUACAACACUGCAAUAUCGUACUCCACACACUUUUCUCGGCCAACGCCGCUUUUAGCUAGAGAGAUGAUACCUAUUGAAGUAGGUUGUCCAUUGCAACCAAAAUUAAUCAACGGUAGAAGAAAUAAAAUGAUAGGAAUCACAGUAGCUAUUUUCAGAUCAUCUAUGAAUAUUCCGAAAAUUCAAGGGAUGGUUAUCCAGUACGAAAAUGGCGAUUCGAUAAAUUUAGGAGAGGCAUCUUCCGAAACAAUUCCAAUAGAUUUCAAAGGAGCUUAUUUGAAAAAAUUGACAGUGUGGGGAUGUAAUGCAUUAGAUAUGUUUGAAUUUUUGUUUACAGAUGGUCGUACAGCAUCCUGUGGAUCUAAUGUGGAUUCAGCAAAUGUAAAUAACGUUUUUGAAUUAGAUUAUCAUCAUAUUGCUGGAAUUAUGAUCACCAAUGAUGCCACCGGCUUAAAAGGACAAUCUGCGAGCAUAUCUGUAUCAUAUCAGUUAACCCCAGAAGAAUGAUCCGAGGAGUUUUUUUCUUUAUUAUCAAGUUUUAUACAUUUUUAAUUGAUAAUAAAAUAUAUCAAUCUAUCAAA
Molecule: messenger RNA, 3314 nt
Organism: Diorhabda carinulata
Lineage: Eukaryota; Metazoa; Arthropoda; Insecta; Coleoptera; Chrysomelidae
Exons: 3
Coding region: 1687-3240 (517 amino acids)
Biological process (GO): symbiont-mediated killing of host cell
Molecular function (GO): toxin activity
Source: RefSeq, a predicted model, not a curated record